This is a messenger RNA of Anopheles maculipalpis, 1179 nucleotides long. RefSeq names its product E3 ubiquitin-protein ligase Hakai-like. The transcript has a single exon. Bases 1 to 1179 code for a protein of 392 amino acids. The record is from RefSeq and is a predicted model, not a curated record. NCBI's taxonomy places the organism in Eukaryota, Metazoa, Arthropoda, Insecta, Diptera, Culicidae. Gene Ontology annotation, biological process: regulation of cell adhesion; protein ubiquitination. Gene Ontology annotation, molecular function: ubiquitin protein ligase activity.
AUGGAUUCUGAUGAUGGUGGUGCAAAGCGAACGGGCAGAGGGCGCGGACGCGCAAGAGGCACCCGGGGACGUGGUCGGGGACGUGGACGUGGCCGUGGCAAGAAAGCAACCCGUGUAAUCUCAUCCGACGAGGAAGAGGAGGUCGCAUCGCCAGAACCGGAAAAGGAAAACACGGCACAGCCGGAAAAAUCAGCUGCUCCGGCUGCAGCUACCUCCGGGAAACGGCGGAGCGUCGAGCAGGAACCGGUAAAGGAACCGGCACUGGUUGCACCACCACCAACAGCUACCACACAACAACCUGCCGAGCAGAAUCCGGAACCGGCAUUACCGGAUACGAGCAUUCUUCCGGCUCCAACCAGCGCUCCGCUCAUCAUCGACAUGGAGGCAGACAUUUCGCAGCUGGAAGCACCCACCUUCACCACGAUCAGCCGUGGCCCACCGGAACCGAUGUUGCGCCUCAACUGGAACCAUAAGGUCAAUCUGAUCGGUGAGAAGGUGCUCAAUCCGAUGAUCUACUGUUGCGAUCAGUGCGACAAUCCGAUCCUGAUCUAUGGGCGGAUGAUACCUUGCAAGCAUGUGUUUUGUUUGCAGUGUGCCCGUUCCGAUACGCUGAAGGCUUGUCCUCGCUGCAAAGAAAAGGUGGUCCGAGUGGAACAGACUCGACUGGGAACUGUUUUCAUGUGUACACACGGUGGUACACGGUACGGCAAUACAGGCUGCCGACGUACGUAUCUGUCCCAGCGCGAUCUGCAGGCACACAUCAAUCACCGACACGUGACAAAUCCUGCUCCACCUACUCCGCUGACACCCGCCCAAACAUCGAUGCAACCGCUUGUUAUUCCAGCGGGACAUCAAACGGUUCCGGUUCAACCGAUGGAACUGUCGCCCAUGAGUAAGAUGCUGUCGGACAAGGUGAACUCCGGUGGAGUUGCUCCACAGCGCAAAAACUCCAGCGAACAGCUUAAUUCACCACGGGCUGGUAUGAUGCGGCAGGCUGAGCUGGGCGAAGGAUAUUACGGUUACGGGAACACUAGCGUAGCGCAACAACAUUUGUCCCGUACCGGUUACUCGCCGUAUGGACAUCAGACUUCAUCACCCCAGCAACAGCAGCAGCAGCAGCAACCGUCGUCCGGAUCGUCGUCUUUGUGGAAUCAAUCUUCCAACCAGUACUAUCGCUAA